AUUCACCCCAAGCACCAGGAGGGCGCUACACGCCAGGUGAAGGAUAGCGCGAACGACAGCAAGCUCGGUAUGAAGGCCCAACAACAACAACAUGCAGCCGUGCAAGACCCCGAGGCCCGUGCCAAGCUGCGCCGUGUGGUGGCGGGCGUGCUGACCGGGGUAACCGAGCGCUUCCUGUCCCACCCCGUCGAGACGUGCAAGGUGGUCCUACAAAACACACCAGCCUCCGCCUCAGCCGUGCAGGUCAUCUCCUCGCGAUGGCGCGACAAGGGCCUCGCCUCGUUCUACCGCGGUACGACAACCAACUGCUACUACUCUCGCCUUUGCAGGGUGUUG
This is a messenger RNA of Acanthamoeba castellanii str. Neff, 336 nucleotides long. RefSeq lists its product as uncharacterized. The record is from RefSeq and is a predicted model, not a curated record. NCBI's taxonomy places the organism in Eukaryota, Discosea, Longamoebia, Acanthamoebidae. The transcript has a single exon. The annotation marks the transcript as partial.